Messenger RNA from Fusarium sp. VM40, 2991 nucleotides. The record is from the annotation of a GenBank genome assembly. Lineage: Eukaryota; Fungi; Ascomycota; Sordariomycetes; Hypocreales; Nectriaceae.
AUGGCGAGCAAGGAUAUGCGCCCAACGAACCCCAAAUGUUCGCCAGAAUCAAUACCUGCCACUGGGCUCAGUGUGAUCUAUGAACCAGACACUGACUAUCCCAUCGCUGAUAUCAUCAUGGUCCAUGGGCUGAAGGGCCAUCCUUACAAGACAUGGAGAUAUACCCCUUCAUCAAAAACUGCAGACAAGCAGCCUCCACCUACUCGGCAAAGUGCAAAAUCGCAGCCUUCUAAGCGACUUCAACUCAGGCGUAGCAUUAUGAGCUGGAAGAAAGAGCCAUCCACGAAGGGAAGUAAUGACAGCGAACCCACUCUCUCCGUCGUUGGAACUGUCCUUGGCCCGACGGCCCCAAAUGAAUACAUCUUUUGGCCUGUUGAUUUACUGCCAGAAGUAUGCGAAAACGCCCGCAUUUUGACUUUUGGCUAUGACACAAAAGUGACAAAGUACACUUCAGGACCAACCAACAUGAACUCUAUUCUAUCCCACGGAAAGGACUUAUUGUUUUCUUUGGGAAGGCAAGUAGUUCCAGGCCGGCCUCUGAUCUUUAUAGCCCACAGCCUUGGUGGUAUUCUUGUUAAAGAGAUGCUCGCACUUUCAUCAACGUCAGAAACAAGCGCACAAGGAGUUGUCGAGUGGACAAAAGCCAUCAUCUUCCUUGGCACGCCACACCGUGGGAGCCCAGAAUUCUCAAAAAUCGGCGAGCGGGCUCGGUCUAUUCUGAGUAGCUUACGUUUCCAAACAGCAGCGGCAAUAUUAGACACACUACGCCAGGGCAAUACCGACUUACAACGUGCUCACGAAUCCUUCACUCGGCUCUGGCAACGUUACAACUUUCGAGUCAAGACAUUUCAAGAAGGAUUUGGCCUUACUGGUAUCAAUAUUUGGGUUCUGGGCAGUAAGGUGGUUCCUCACGACUCAUCACUGAUCGGGGAUCCAAGAGAACACUCGGAGACCUUACAGGCUAACCACAUGGAAAUGUGUCGCUUUAGCAGCGCUAGCGAUCCGAAUUAUCUGAAGGUCGCUGGUGAAAUCAAUGAUAUCUAUAUGGCGAUAAGCAAGUCUGCUCAAGAAAACCGUACUUUGGAAGACCAGGCCGAACCUCAAAAGAUGGUGGAUAUAUUGCUUCACAAACUUCACUUCGAUAGGAUGGAUCGGCGAAAAAACCUCAUUUCUCUGCCCAUGCUUAACACUGGCCGAUGGCUGUCUGCCAACUCAACCUAUCGCGAAUGGCGUUUAGACCAUCAUGUUAGUCACCCUAUUCUCUUAAUAAAGGGUAAGCCGGGGGCGGGAAAGUCAACAUUGAUGAAAGAGGCUGUGCAGCACACACAAUCGGUUUGGAAAGGGGACAGUCUCUGCGCCAGUUUCUUUGUCGAUGGCACAGGUCACGAUAUGGAACAUUCCACGGAUGGGGUCUUUCGAUCUUUACUUUUCCAACUUCUUCCGCACACCAAGGUAUCAACUUCGGAUCCAUCGUCCACAGAAGCUAGGAGCUUGAAACAGGCCAUUCAAGAGGCCGCAUGGUCAUCUGAGGAACUAAGUUUGCCAGAACUACAGACUUUGCUCAUCAGAACACUUGAAGCUCUAGUAUUGAACCACACGCCAAUAUACAUCUUUGUGGAUGCUCUUGAUGAACUACAGGAAGAAGGACAGAGGAAGCAAAUCGACUUUUGGAGCGACAUGGUUCACUCAUCCAAAUUGCAGAAGUUGAGGGUAUGCCUAUCUUGUAGACACUUCCCUGUUGUCACAGUCGCCGACACCUUGGAGCUAGUAUUGGAAAACCAUAAUAGCAAAGAUAUUGCUUACUACAUCCAACAGCGAUUGAGGUCACGUAUGAAUGUGCGUGACACGACUUGGAGAGAUGAAAUCCUACAGAAGAUACAAUCUCGAUCAGCUGGGGUUUUUCUCUGGGUUGUACUAGUGGUUGACAGAAUACUGGCAAAGUACGACUAUGGUUUCAAUUUGAGAAACCUUUUACGUGCUAUCGAGGAUACACCAACAGGACUUCGAGAGCUAUAUAUCGAGAUUCUCUGCUCAUUGGGAGUGUAUGAGAAACAGGUGGCGUUGGGGAUCUUCCAAUGGAUCAUCGCUGCAGCCAGACCGCUCCGACUUGAUGAAUGGUACCAUGUACUCGCCUUUGUUAAGUAUCCCAUGCCAACCUCACUCCGUGGCUGGCGACGAUCAGAUACCUAUACUGAAAACGACAAACAGCUUGAAAGGGAGAUCAGAUCACUAUCCAGAGGCUUACUGGAAGUAAGUAACAGCCAGUGUAGUGACACUAACGACGCAUCCUCUGUGGAUGCUGGUGCGGGAUCCCUCGACCAAGAACACGGAUCGGCGCGAAUCAUACGGUUGACUCAUCCGUCAGUAUAUGACUUUUUUGUCCACCACUCAGGGUUUGAAUGCUUAGGCUACUAUGGGCAAAACCCUGUUGAAGACUGCCACGUUACCAUUGCAAGUACAUGCCUCGCCUAUAUAAACGUCCCAGAACUGGAUGAGUUUAUCCUUGCUCGACAACGCGUCGAGGUGGCGACCUUAACGACGUUAUCACUAUAUUCAGUUAUUUCCGAACAAUCUUUACAUUCAAGUCACUCUCAACGAAACACAGACUUCGGAAAGAAUUUAAAAAUGCUUCACACAAUGCUACCUACGGACCCCUGCCAAUUGGUGAAGUCAUGGCUGAAGGACCGUGGUUUGCCAGCUUGCCCCAACUACAACCUGGAUGAGUCUGACUCUUCAAUCUCUUCUGCCCCUGAGAUGUUGCAACGUCCACGCAUUGACGAAUACCCCGCGUUGCUCUUGUAUAUUGUCAAUGAGUUAAACUUUCACCUUCAAAUUGCGAAGAAGAGCACAAACGCGGACCGGACUUUCGCUACGUUUGAGAAAAGUAAAACUCGAUGGGACGCACUUCAGUUGGGACAACGCACGGAGUUCUCAAACAUAGAUGCAUACAACAAGUCAUCUGCACUCCUACCGUUAGUACCCUCUGCCUAG